AUGACUGUCGCUGCUACACCAAAGAACAGCCCGUACAGGAACCUGCUAUCGUUCUGGAUAUUUGGACUCUGUAAUAAUUUCGCAUAUAGUGUUAUGUUGAGUGCAGCACAGGAUAUUUUAAAUAAACAUAAAGGCGAGGAUCCUAUUGAAGACAACGUUACUGAUGCUAGCUGUGUGGUCGAGAUCACCACAAGGAUCUGUACGCCAACAUCCACGGGCAUCGUACUGCUUUGUAAUAUUAUUCCGAGUCUCUGCGUGAAGAUGCUUUGUCCUUUUGUAAUGCAUCGAAUACCGUAUUGGGUUCGACAUACUGUAGUAUGUGUGGCCCAGGCGUCCUCUUUACUUAUUACUGCCUUCGCGGACUCGGUUCCAGUGGCCCUUGGAGGGGUGUGCCUGGCCUCGUUUUCAAGCGGUCUCGGAGAAACAACGUAUCUUGGCUUAGCAGGUCACUAUUCUAAACAUACGAUUGCCACUUGGUCCUCGGGAACUGGCAUGGCCGGUGUGGUUGGAGCAUUUUCCUAUGCUGGCCUUACCGAUCGUCAAUUAUUGGCAUUGAGUCCUACUGAGGCAAUGCUGGUGAUGUUGGUUGUGCCGGCGUUAUUUAUGUUCACUUUCUAUAUGCUCCUUGAACAUACGGAAACGAUGAAAAGAAUAACGUUCUCGAAGCCGAAAAAGAUGUCCGAGCUGGAGAACCCGGCCACGGAAAAUUCAAAGAAAACACAGUCUGUGGCCUCAUUGUCAUCGAUGGAUUCAGUAGAAAAGGAAAAAACGCUAGCUCAGCGAUUAACAGUUGUGAAGAGUCUAUUACGGUACAUGAUUCCAUUGUUUCUCACCUACUUCGCUGAAUAUCUUAUCAAUCAAGGAUUACUCGAAUUAACAGUUUUCGACUGCUCUCAUGGAUUUGGAACCAGCCCCGCUUCACAGUACCGAUGGUAUCAGGUCCUAUAUCAAGUAGGUGUAUUCAUUUCACGUUCAUCCAUCAAUAUUGUACAGCUGAACAUGUUGUUCAUAGCGUUGAUGCCUGUUUUUCAACUUCUCAACACUAUUUUCUUCCUAUUUAACGCUAUUUACGCUUUCCUACCAAAUUUCGGUAUUGUUUGCGCCAUAGUGCUGUACGAAGGACUUAUCGGUGGCAGUUCAUACGUGAACACAUUCCAUCAUAUCCAUAAAAAGGUGGAUCCAUCCGUACGUGAAUUCGCGUUGUCCACAGUUUCACUGGCCGAUUCUGUCGGUAUUAUGUUGGCUGCAUUUGUGUCAAUUCCCGUUCAUAACGCUAUUUGUGGAAUGCAAUGGUAUCGAUAG
This is a messenger RNA of Necator americanus (New World hookworm), 1302 nucleotides long. RefSeq lists its product as uncharacterized. The record is from RefSeq and is a predicted model, not a curated record. Lineage: Eukaryota; Metazoa; Nematoda; Chromadorea; Rhabditida; Ancylostomatidae. Gene Ontology annotation, biological process: lysosome organization; regulation of intracellular pH. Gene Ontology annotation, cellular component: lysosome; membrane. The transcript has 12 exons. Bases 1 to 1302 code for a protein of 433 amino acids.